AUGUUAGAUCCGAGCGUGGUUCUCGCAUACGCACUAUCGACACUCAAAGUCAAACAUGUGGUCGUACUGGGGCAUUACGGAUGCGGAGGCGUAGCUGCCUUCAAGUUUAUGCUCCCGUUCCAGUCCCCACUACAAUCACCAACUGUAAGAUGCGGAGAAGCAAGGACUGCAGUUCAGUCCUGCAAAUUUGGCGGUCCAGAGCUGGAUACAUAA
This is a messenger RNA of Laccaria bicolor S238N-H82, 213 nucleotides long. It is a transcript of the gene CAN, whose product is annotated as carbonic anhydrase. NCBI's taxonomy places the organism in Eukaryota, Fungi, Basidiomycota, Agaricomycetes, Agaricales, Hydnangiaceae. Gene Ontology annotation, molecular function: zinc ion binding; carbonate dehydratase activity. Bases 1 to 213 code for a protein of 70 amino acids. The record is from RefSeq and is a predicted model, not a curated record. The transcript has 2 exons.